Messenger RNA from Echinostoma caproni, 468 nucleotides. Lineage: Eukaryota; Metazoa; Platyhelminthes; Trematoda; Plagiorchiida; Echinostomatidae. The record is from the annotation of a GenBank genome assembly.
UGGGAACGACAAGGGGACAUUGCCGCUGCACUUGACGAAGGUCGUCACGUGGUUGUCGAUCGUUACAGCUAUUCGGGCAUUGUGUACACUGCGGCCAACACAACUCCGCUAUCAGAAGUGGAUUGGGCCUGGUUUCGUGCAACGGAGUCCGACCUGGUAAAACCAAAUGUGAUACUAUGCCUGACUCCGGAGGACAUGGUCGAAAUCACGGCUCGCGAUGGAUUCGGACAACGGCCUUCUGAGAAUGCUUCGUUUCAGUCUCGUGUCCUCAUGUAUUACAUUCGUUUAUCCAGAGAAUUGGAAGGAGAACCAGUAAAAUCGAUUGAUGGACGAGAGCAGUCGGAGAAAAUUGACUGUGAAGAGCCUGUUGGUAGGAAACCCAAAUUGUGGAAUUGGAUUCAAGCAACCGGACAGACCAUUGAUGAAAUUCAUACUUGUAUUAUGGCUAUCUUAGACCCAUUGUUGUAA